AUGCCUGGCGUACCUAGAGCCUCUGGCCCUGUUGGAGCUGCUGGUCCUGCUGGCCUUGCUGAUCCUCCAGGAAGAGCGGGAGAACCAGGUCCUUUUGGUCUUCGUGGGUCACCAGGAGAAAUUGGAAUGAAAGGCGAAAAAGGAAUACAGGGAGUAGGACAAAAGGGUAAUUCUGGUGUACGCGGCAAAGGAGGUCCGAAAGGAGAAAAAGGAGUGCAAGGAGAUCGCGGUCUGCAAGGAUCGUCUGGACUGAUUCCUAUGAAAGACAUCGAGGAACUAAAGCAACUCGUCGGCAACUUGACCGAGAGCGUGUUGAUAAGUCAAAAUUCGAUACAUCAACAGGUAGUUAGUCUCAACAACACAUUGGAGUCUGUAAAGUUGCAGGUUGCAGUUGGCUGGAAGGUUUUUAAAAAAAGCAAGACGUUGCAGUUGCCUCGUGGCAAUCGAGUCGAGACGACGUUUGAUAUAUCAGA
Messenger RNA from Corticium candelabrum, 473 nucleotides. RefSeq names its product pulmonary surfactant-associated protein D-like. The transcript has 6 exons. The record is from RefSeq and is a predicted model, not a curated record. The annotation marks the transcript as partial. NCBI's taxonomy places the organism in Eukaryota, Metazoa, Porifera, Homoscleromorpha, Homosclerophorida, Plakinidae.